AUGAAGGGCAAGGAGCGCUCGCCCGCCAAGGCCAAGCGCUCCCGGGGCGGCGAGGACUCGGCGUCCUCCUCCUCGCGCGGUAGCAAGAAGCCGAGCGGCUCGUCCGGUGGAGGCGGCGGCUCCAACGGCGGGAAAGCGGCGGCGGCGUCCGGCGAGAGCAACAGCGGGAGCGGCCGGCGCGGCGCCCACGCGGAUAAGGGCGGCCGCGCCGGCAGCCGCGAGUACGAGACAGGUUCGGCGGCGGCCGCGGGCGGCGGGAGCCGGCACGGCUACGGCGGUAAAACCGCGGAGGCGUCGCGGAGCAGCAGCAGCCGCAGCGGUGAAUCGCGGGCGGCGGCCGCCGCCGCCUCCUCUUCCUCCUCCUCGUCGGAGCCGGGCGGCGGCGAGUACAAGACGCUGAAGAUCAGCGAGCUGGGCUCGGCGCUGAGCGACGAGGCGGUGGAGGACGGGCUUUUCCACGAAUUCAAGCGAUUCGGCGACGUGAGCGUCAAGAUCAGCCGGCUCCCGCCCGGUGCCGGCGCCGCCGACGAGCGCGUGGCCUUCGUCAACUUCCGCCGGCCCGAGGACGCGCGCGCCGCCAAGCACGCCCGGGGCCGCCUCGUGCUCUACGACCGCCCGCUCAAGAUCGAGGCCGUCUAUGUCGGCGGAGGCAGCGGCCGCCGGCGCAGCAGCCGCUCCCCGGCGCUGCUGGACAAGGAGUCUCCCUACGGCACGGCGGCGGUCGGGGUGGUGGCGGCCGCCGUGCGGCACCCGCCGGCCGGGGCCGCGCAGCGGGCGCUGUCCCCCGCGGGCAGCGGCGGAGCUCUGGGAUACCGGGACUACCGGCUGCAGCAGCUCGCCCUGGGCCGGCUUCCGCCCCCGCCGCCGCUGCCGAGGGAGCUGGAGAGGGAGCGGGACUACGGCAGCUUCUACGAGGCGCGGGUGCGGCCGGCCUACGGGCUGGAGCGCGUGGCCGGUGUGGCGGCGGCCGGGGGAUUCCGUGGAGGGGGAGGAGGUGCUGGAGCGGCUGGUGAGGAGGAGAUCAGCCCUGAGGAUGACCAGAGAGCCAACCGCACGCUGUUCCUGGGCAACCUGGACAUCACCGUGAGCGAGUCGGACUUGCGGCGAGCGUUUGACCGUUUUGGGGUCAUCACUGAGGUCGACAUCAAGAGGCCGGGGCGUGGGCAGACCAGCACCUACGGGUUUCUUAAGUUUGAGAAUCUGGACAUGGCGCACCGGGCCAAAUUGGCCAUGUCAGGGAAGGUGCUGCUGCGCAACCCCAUCAAGAUCGGGUACGGGAAAGCCACCCCGACCACCCGGCUCUGGGUGGGUGGCCUGGGGCCCUGGGUGCCCCUGGCUGCCCUGGCCAGGGAGUUUGAUCGGUUUGGCACGAUCCGCACGAUCGAUUACCGCAAAGGGGAUUCCUGGGCCUAUAUCCAGUACGAGAGCCUGGACGCGGCGCAGGCAGCCUGCACCCACAUGCGGGGGUUCCCCCUGGGGGGACCGGAUCGCCGGCUCCGUGUGGACUUUGCCGACACAGAGCAUCGGUACCAGCAGCCCUACCUGCAGCCCCUGCCCUUGCCGCCCCCGGCUCAUUAUGAGCUUGUGGCGGAGGCGGCUGCUUUUGGGGCUCAUCGGGGAGCCCCCCCUGACCCUCUCCGGGGGGCCCGGGACAGGACGCCACCGUUGCUCUAUAGAGACCGUGACAGAGACCUUUAUCCCGAGACAGAGUGGGUGCCCCCGCCGCCCCCUGUGCGGGAGCGGAGUAAUCGGGCAGCCGCCUAUGACCCACUGGAAAGCCUGGAGCGCCGCCGGGAUGGGUGGUCCUUGGAGCGGGACCGCGGGGAGAGGGAGCUGGGCAGUAGCAGCAGGGAUCAGCCUAGGAAACGGAGACUGGCGGAGGAUGGAGGCCGGCACUUGGACCGUUCCCCUGACAGCGAGCGCUCCUCUUCCUCCCGAAAGCGCCACUGCUUGGCCACAACCUCUCCCCCGGACCGCAGCCCCGAGCUCCUGGGAGGCCGGGAGCGUUACGGUAGUGAUCCCGAGCGCUCGUCCCGCUUGCUUCUCUUGGAGCGACCUUCCCCCAUCCGGGAGUCCCGCCGGGGCAGCCUGGAGCGGGGGCAGAACGAAAAGCGUGACCGCAAGAAUUCUGCAGAGCGGGAGCGCAAGCAUCGUGCCGCUGCCGCCACCCAGGAGUGCAAAAGUCCGGCCAAAAAGGACGAGCGGGCGGUGGAGGGAGGUGGCGGAGGCUCCCGGCUCAAACCUCCUCCCCAGAAACAGCAGCAGGACGGGGCAGCGCAGGCUGGGGCAGCGCCCAAGCUGUGCCUGGCUUGGCAGGGGAUGCUGCUGCUGAAGAACAGCAACUUCCCGUCCAAUAUGCACCUGCUCCAGGGGGACCUCGGAGUCGCCAGCAGCCUCCUCGUAGAGGGAGCAACUGGGGGGAAAGUGGCUCAGCUCAAGAUCACCCAACGUCUCCGUCUGGACCAGCCCAAGUUGGACGAGGUGAACCGGCGCAUCAAGGUGGCGGGUCCCAAUGGAUACGCCAUCCUUCUGGCUGUGCCCGGCGCCUCAGACAACCGCGCCACAGCCACAGCCGCCGAGGCUGCCACCACCUCCACGCAGAGGCCGCUCAGGAAUCUGGUGUCCUACCUAAAGCAAAAGCAGGCUGCUGGGGUCAUCAGCCUCCCUGUUGGGGGGAACAAAGACAAGGAGAACAGCGGGGUCCUGCACGCCUUUCCGCCCUGCGAUUUCUCCCAGCAGUUCCUGGACUCCACGGCCAAGGCGUUGGCCAAAUCAGAGGACGACUAUCUGGUCAUGAUCAUUGUCCGUGGGGCGUCCUAAGGCCCUCGUGUUCUGUUCCCAACCCUGCCUACUCCUCCAUGCAGCCCCUCCAGCGUGUGCCAGCAAAUCUGGUGGACUGCAGAAGACAACCGCAUGGGAUACCAAGCUCUAAUGGACCUUUGGGAAGAGAAGCUGUGGCUUAUGUGGAAUUUACAUGGGCCUCCUGGUGGAAGAAAGCUUAUCUGUUUAGUAUUUGUGCAUUUUACUAAAAUGGCAGCUUUAAAAAAAAAAAAAAAGUUGUGUAUCUGCUAUUGUGAUGCCAAUGCCCGUGUUUUAAGUGGAAAAAAAAAUGACCUCUUUGCUUUGUGCUGUGUACACAAGAUUGCUGGAAAAGUAAAGGAAUACCCUUUUUAUGGCUCACACAGCUUAAAAGUAGCUGUCACUCAAACAUGCGCUCACAGUUGAGCUGAUUUUGUUUCAUUCUAAAUAAAUUGUUUCUUUUGAGGAAAAUGGUUUUUCUGCCUGGAAGUGAAUUGACGACAAACGUUUGGCCCCUGUGUUGGCAGCGGAGGGGUUCCUGCUGCUGCUGCCCAAUUGAGCUGAUAGUUGUGGGUCUUGAGCAAGAAGCAGGGAGAGCACCGACACUUUCGCGUUGAUCGACCUGUGGUACCAGUCAGAAGAAUUGUGUCUGAUGGCCUUGCUGUGGCCCCCGUGUUUGCAGUGAAAAAGGGGUCACUUGCUGCGUUUCUCCUCAGCGGGACGGGGCAGCGGUGCUGCAAGAAGCAGGGAAGCACCACCCCAAGUCUGGGGCUUCGCUGGUUGGAAGAGCCGGAGUUACUGAAUUUUAAGUUUCUGAUUUAUUUUGUUCACCCAACGUGUUUGCCUUUAGUUUUGAUUCUUGGUUUUUUUUAUAGUUUUGAAGAAAAAAGUUUUGAAAUUGCUUUGAAUCUUGCACGUAAAACCUUUUGCACCAAAAUUGCCAAAAGAAAAAGAGAAAUGAGUCCUUAAAAGUGUUUAAAUGCUGUUAAUAAAGCCUUUCCUGCCGUACGCGAGGCGCUCCUCCAUCUCCAGGGGCUUUUCAGCAGUUGUGGGUUUAGUGCUGAACGGAUGAAGAGUUCCUGAGAGCUGGAGGCGGUAAUUUAAACCUUUGCGUGGUGUCUCAGUGCCUUAUUUUGACCGGUUUUGAAGCCAGUGGUUCCACACGCCUCGGAUGUGCAUGUGCCCUGCUCGCGUCCCGGCCCUGCCGCGCGCUCCGUGCAGGCGCUCCCGGUGUAGUACAGAUGGGGAGAGGAGAAGCCGGAGGCGGCCCGAAAACAUUGUGUGCUGUAGUUCUCCUGCCCCGGGGGCUCCUGAGCUUUGGAAGGCUGUUCCAAAGGAGCACAACUCCGUGUUUGCUGCAGGAGACUUCGGGGACCGCGGCCGUCGAGAGGAAGCCGCCACUGCUGCAUCUUCGGCUUCGGGAGCUCCCGUGUUUGUGCUCGUGGUAGAAUUCUUGUGACGUGCCAUGAAGACACCUUGAAGGGCAGCUUGCCCUGUUUGCCUUGACAUACUUUAACCUCCACGGAUAACCCCCUGCAGCCGGGCAGGAUCUUUGCUAGGCUGCAGAUGCCUCUCAGCCGACGGAUGCUGUGGUUGUGCUCUGCAAGGUGUCUGUUCCCGGGGCAAAGCGCUGUGUAAAUCCCUAAGACAGCACGAGGUGUGAGCAGAGAUGUGUUUGACCAUCAGAAGUUACCCUGGGCCUGCUCAGUGGGAAGACAAAGGUUUGAAGACUUCACCAGCCCACUGGCAGGAUGGUGCAGGGCUCCUGGGAGGAGUUUCUCAUUGUGGGCAUUGGUUUCCUCAACAAUUUUGGAUAGACAAGAGGUCCUCUGUGCUGUGGCUAUAAAUGUGCCUGGAAGGUGGAAUCACUGCAGCAUCCUCCCC
This is a messenger RNA of Cinclus cinclus, 4683 nucleotides long. RefSeq names its product RNA binding motif protein 15 (gene RBM15). NCBI's taxonomy places the organism in Eukaryota, Metazoa, Chordata, Aves, Passeriformes, Cinclidae. The transcript is spliced from 4 exons. Gene Ontology annotation, biological process: regulation of alternative mRNA splicing, via spliceosome. The record is from RefSeq and is a predicted model, not a curated record. Bases 1 to 2820 code for a protein of 939 amino acids. Gene Ontology annotation, molecular function: mRNA binding. Gene Ontology annotation, cellular component: nucleus.